Molecule: messenger RNA, 1176 nt
Organism: Hansenula anomala
Lineage: Eukaryota; Fungi; Ascomycota; Saccharomycetes; Phaffomycetales; Wickerhamomycetaceae
Gene: SAT4
Product: serine/threonine protein kinase SAT4
Exons: 1
Biological process (GO): protein phosphorylation; intracellular monoatomic cation homeostasis; intracellular signal transduction
Molecular function (GO): protein serine/threonine kinase activity; ATP binding
Source: RefSeq, a predicted model, not a curated record
AAUGCUAAUAAUUCAAGUUCAGCAAAUUUGAAAAACCUACCCAGAUUUUUGGUUUAUGAAGAUGGUAGCCAUGAACAUCAUUUAAGAAAUGCCAAAAGACAAGAGAAAUUGGGUAAUAUGUUGAAGAAUCUAUUAGGUGCUCAGAAAUUAAGAGAUGAAGCGGUUAGUGCGGUCCCUGAAAUCUUAUCAAAUAAUCCACCUUCAUUAUUUUCUGGGUUAGUUAAUCAAUUCUCUAAUGUCAAACAACAUGAAGAGAAUUUCCCGUUUAGUGGAGCCACUAGAGUUCAAGGUGUUCAAGCUUCAGCUAAUUCAACUUCCCAUUCUAAAACUUUUGUUGAAAGAUAUGGUAGAUGUCAAGAAGUUAUAGGGAAAGGUACUUUUGGUGUCGUUAGAAUUUCUCAUAAAAAAUUCAAUAACAGUGAAAAGGAAACUUUAUUUGCUGUUAAAGAGUUCAAGAGAAGACCAACUGAAACUGAACAAAAAUACUCAAGAAGGCUAACGUCAGAAUUCUGCAUCUCUUCAUCAUUAAAACAUGUUAAUAUCAUCGAAACUUUAGAUUUACUACAAGAUGCUAAAGGUGAUUAUGUUGAAGUUAUGGAAUUUUGUUCAGGUGGUGAUUUGUAUACGUUGAUUAUUGCAGCUGGUAAAUUGGAAUACUUGGAAGCUGACUGUUUUUUCAAACAAUUGAUUAGAGGUGUUGUUUAUAUGCACGAAAUGGGUGUUGCACAUCGUGAUUUGAAACCAGAAAAUCUGUUAUUAACAGAGAAGGGUAUUUUGAAAAUAACUGAUUUUGGUAAUGGUGAGUGUUUCAAAAUGGCUUGGGAAAAAGAUAUUCAUUUCAGUGGAGGUAUUUGUGGUUCAAGUCCGUAUAUUGCACCAGAAGAAUAUACCACAAAAGAAUUUGAUCCAAGAUCUGUUGAUAUUUGGGCUUGUGGUGUUAUAUAUAUGGCCAUGAGAACUGGUCGUCAAUUAUGGAGAGUUGCUAAAGACGAGGAUGAGUUUUACUUGAAAUAUUUGGAGGGCCGUAAAUCCACUAAAGGUUAUGAACCUAUUGAACAUUUGAAAAGAGCAAGAUGCCGUAACGUUAUUUAUUCAAUAUUGGAUCCUGUUCCAAGUAGAAGAAUCAAUGGGAAACAAAUUUUAAAUAGUGAAUGGGGUAGAGAGAUUAAAUGUUGC